Messenger RNA from Panicum hallii, 979 nucleotides. RefSeq names its product heavy metal-associated isoprenylated plant protein 41-like. The transcript is spliced from 3 exons. The record is from RefSeq and is a predicted model, not a curated record. Lineage: Eukaryota; Viridiplantae; Streptophyta; Magnoliopsida; Poales; Poaceae. The coding region runs from base 108 to 530 and encodes 140 amino acids.
CAACAACACUCGGAGUUUCAAGUGUCAAUUCUUCCGAGCUGUAGGACUACUAAUAACGAAUUUUCUCAGGUUGGAUCGGAAAUCAGCAACAGAGCAGCAACACGAUCAUGAAGCAAAGGAUCGUGAUCAAGGUGCAGAUGAGCGGCGACAAGAGCCGGUCCAAAGCUCUGGGCUUAGUCGCCAAGACACACGGAGUGCAGUCCGUGGCGAUAGAAGGGAGGGAGCGGAACCAUCUGGUGGUGGUCGGCGACGGCCUGGACGCCGUCAGCCUGACGAGCCACCUGCGGAAGAAGGUGGGCGGCGCGCAGAUCGUCCGGGUGGAGGUCCUCAGUGGCGGCGCCGACAGGACGAAGCCGCCGGCGAGCACCCCCACCAUCGCCGCGGGCCCGCAGCACCAGUGGCAGCCGCGCUACAGCGGCUACUACUACUCCCGGCCGGCCGCCGUGCACCCGUACCCGUACGCCGGCCAGUACAGCAGCUACGACGACGACACCCACCCCGACGCGGCCUCGUCGUGCGCCAUCAUGUGAUCGAUCCGCAGGCAACCGUGGAGCCGUGGAUGUAGUGUAUUUGUGUAGGAGUUCAUGUGCUGAUUAAUUCGAUUGGUUUAUUUGCUUGUGUAAAAUGUAGUGAACAAAUAGGAACCGGAUGGUGCCCGGCAUGGGAGGAAAAGUCUCGAAGCGUCCUGAUAGAGAACCAGACGACGAGACAGCUGCGACGCGACAGGCUAGAGCCCGAUCGGCAUCAGCUAGCUGGGCUCGUCUUCGGCCGGUCUUCCCCUCCUCUCCUUGGUCGCGCGGCUACCGAGCUCGUAUGCAUGCAUCAUCCUGGCAUCUUCUUCCUUGCCCUGUCGUCAGAUGUUACACAUUCCGACUUGAUGCCGGCCUCCAUGGCUCUAUUCCUUCAAGCUUUCCAGCUUUUCAACAAUACGGCCCGUCGAUCACAUGGUGACAAUACAGAUGUACAUGUCCAUGCGUAA